AUGGUUAACCGCAGGCCUGCAGAUGGCAGAGAUGGGGCGAGACAGUCGCUCUCCUCGGCCUGCCAAUGGCAGUGCGGAUUCAUUGGGGUCCCCAGGGUGAUCCCGGUCCACUCCAGGGAGGCAACCCUGCUCCACGAGACACAUAAGCAGUUACUGAUCGAGCAGCAUACAGCCAUGGAGAAACAGAAAAUGGCAGACGCCAUGUGCUCUCACACAUGCUGGGACCUCGAAGCUAGACUGGACAGCUUAUUCACUGCCUUCUGGAGAAAGCUGGAACUCAGGCAGAGACAGGUUCCGUUGCCAGAAGCGAAAGAAAACUUACCUCACAAGCUGCCUUCAUGA
This is a messenger RNA of Pelobates cultripes (western spadefoot toad), 342 nucleotides long. NCBI's taxonomy places the organism in Eukaryota, Metazoa, Chordata, Amphibia, Anura, Pelobatidae. The record is from the annotation of a GenBank genome assembly.